Messenger RNA from Vespa velutina, 985 nucleotides. RefSeq names its product ubiquitin-fold modifier-conjugating enzyme 1 (gene Ufc1). Bases 243 to 752 code for a protein of 169 amino acids. Gene Ontology annotation, biological process: protein K69-linked ufmylation. Gene Ontology annotation, molecular function: UFM1 conjugating enzyme activity. Gene Ontology annotation, cellular component: cytoplasm. NCBI's taxonomy places the organism in Eukaryota, Metazoa, Arthropoda, Insecta, Hymenoptera, Vespidae. The record is from RefSeq and is a predicted model, not a curated record. The transcript is spliced from 4 exons.
GUAUAAUUCAGUUCGAUGAUAAAGACUUUAAAAUACAUUUGUUGGCACUACUGACCUAUAUAAUAUCUUAGAAAAAAUCUGUUUUCAAUGCCAAUAUUAAUAUUAAAAAAGCACAUUUGCUUGCUUAAUUGCGCGAAAAUUCGUUUAGGCAUUUUCUAGAUGGCGCUCGAUAAUCAACGUAAAAUGUUAUAGUGUCAAUAAUUAUUUGAGUUUAAUACCGAUUUAUUUUAUUGUAAAUUACAAUGGAGGAUGAAGUGACAAAUAAAACAUUAACUGGUAUUCCUUCGUUGCAAACAAAAGCUGGUCCUAGGGACAAAAAUUUGUGGAUACAACGAUUAAAAGAAGAAUAUCAAGCAUUGAUUACGUAUGUCAAGAAUAAUAAAGAAUCGAACAAUGAUUGGUUUAGGUUAGAAUCAAAUAAAGAAGGUACAAGAUGGUUUGGAAAAUGUUGGUACAUGCAAAAUUAUUUAAAAUAUGAAUUUGAAAUUGAAUUUGAUAUACCUGUAACGUAUCCGGCAACAGCACCUGAGAUUGCAUUACCAGAGUUGGAUGGUAAGACAGCAAAAAUGUAUAGAGGUGGAAAAAUUUGUUUAACGGAUCACUUUAAACCUUUGUGGGCACGUAACGUACCCAAAUUUGGUAUUGCUCAUGCUAUGGCUCUUGGUCUUGGACCAUGGCUUGCGGUAGAAAUACCUGAACUUAUACAAAAAGGAGUAGUAGUGCAUAAGGAAAAAAAUGAAGAAAAGAAAUAACACAUACUUGAUAUAGAUUAAAUAUCUAGAAAGAAAAAAAUACUUGUAUUUUAAAUGAUAAUUGUUAAAAUAUCACAUAUGCUUUAGACAUCUUUUUUAUUUUAAAUGAAUUAUCUGUAUAUAUCAUUCCUAAUUACACUGUUAUAUGUAUUUUAAACAUUUAAACAGUUUUAUAUACAUUAUUGACAUAAACAGAUGCUAUUAUAUUAAGAAAUAUUUUAUUUACAAAUUUA